Molecule: messenger RNA, 1978 nt
Organism: Solanum tuberosum (potato)
Lineage: Eukaryota; Viridiplantae; Streptophyta; Magnoliopsida; Solanales; Solanaceae
Product: heparan-alpha-glucosaminide N-acetyltransferase-like
Exons: 13
Coding region: 108-1451 (447 amino acids)
Source: RefSeq, a predicted model, not a curated record
UUUGAAAGAAAAAAAAUAAGUAUAAUGUCGGAAGUUGCACUUGCACGAAAAUCAGUCGACGGUGGAAUAGUCAACUAACUUUAGCUGAGUAUUUGACAGCGUGAGGGAUGUCGUCGCUUACGGUGGUCACAGAUUCCGGCGAACGAGCUCCGCUUCUUUGUAUUUCUUCGCCAGAAUUGUCGCACUCGCACCCUAGGGAUGGAGAAAUAGUCUCUUCGUCCUUGGACGAGAUUGCCGUAUCAAAACCUACGCUCAGUGAUCCCAAACAGCGUUUAGUCUCUCUCGAUGUCUUUAGAGGCCUUACCAUCGCUUUAAUGAUUUUGGUUGAUGAUGCUGGAAAGGCUUUCCCGUCCAUAAAUCACUCUCCAUGGUUUGGAGUGACCCUUGCUGACUUUGUGAUGCCAUUUUUCCUCUUUAUCGUUGGUGUUUCUGCAAGUUUAGUAUUCAAGAAAGUUUCCUGCAAACCACAAGCUACAAAGAAGGUCUUACUGAGGACAGUUAAGCUCUUUAUUUUGGGAGUAGUCCUUCAAGGUGGGUAUUUCCACGGCCGCAACAACCUGAGUUAUGGAGUUGAUAUUGCUAAAAUUAGAUGGAUGGGAGUGUUACAGAGGAUUUCCAUCGGUUAUUUAUUUGCUUCAAUCCUGGAAAUUUGGUUUGCCAAUGAUUAUCCUGUUGAUUCAUCAAAGGCAUUUAUCAGGAGAUACUUCUUCCAAGCGCUGGCUGGAAUCUUAAUUGGUUUGUCGUACCUGAUUUUGGUAUAUGGCCUCUAUGUUCCAGACUGGUUCUUUGAAAUAUCCAGUCUUAACAUGGAAUCACGAUCACCAGUUUCAGGAUAUGGAUCGAGUACUCAAACUGUUAACUGUGGAGUGAGGGGCAGUCUCAAGCCUCCUUGCAAUGUUGUUGGUCUGAUUGAUAGGCUUCUUCUUGGUGAAAAACACCUUUAUCAACGUCCUGUCUACAGAAGAACCAAGGAAUGCAGUGUCAACUCUCCUGAUUAUGGACCUCCACCAUCAAAUGCACCUGGAUGGUGCCUUGCUCCAUUUGACCCUGAAGGAAUCUUAAGUUCUUUGAUGGCAGCCAUUACGUGCCUUGUGGGCUUGCAUUUUGGCCACAUUCUUGUGCAUGUUCAAGAUCACCUGCAGAGGGUAAUCUUUUGGUCCGUAUUUUCUGUAUUUCUAACACUUGCAGGAUAUGUAUUGGAGCUUGCAGGUGUUCCUCUUUCUAAACCGCUUUACACAUUGAGCUAUAUGUUCAUCACGGCUGGAGUAUCCGGUUUGCUCUUAGUAGUUCUUUAUUACAUUGUUGAUGUCAAAUGUUUUCAGAAGCCAAUGAUACUAUUUCAGUGGAUGGGAAUGAAUGCUCUCAUCCUAUAUGCUUUGGCUGCUUGUGACCUCUUUUCUGGGGCACUGCAAGGUUUCUAUUUGUAUUCACCCGAAAACAACUUGAUCUGAAGUUACAAAUAAAAUGGCAUGUAGGUUGACAUUACAGAAAGGUUCAUUCAAGCAGCAUUUAAUUCAAAGAAGUGGGGUACCUUGGUAUUUGUGAUGCUUGAGAUAUUGUUUUGGGGUUUGGUUGCUGGAUUCCUUCAUGCAAAAAAGGUUUAUAUAAAGCUAUGAAGUUGCUGAUGUGAAUGCUUUUGCGUUGUGUGGUGCCUCUCUUGAUCAUGCCCAGUAUUUCAAAAGAAUGCAUUCAGUGAGUCCUUCAGCAGCAAAUCCAGAAGAUUUGAGAUUCUCAACUCAUAGCAUUGAACUUUACUAUCCUUGUGGCAUGUAUAUAUCUGCGGACAAUAUUACAUAGGAGAUUAUGAACAGUUUCCAGCUUUCUCCUUGUGUAGUUGUGGCAUUAAAAUUUGCUUCGAGGAUAUCUACUUAGUCCAGUCACAAAUGACAGCACGUUGUAAACUUGUAAUGUCAUAUUUAAUUCUCUUUGUUGAUCUUCCUUUCUAUUACGGUAUUACCCAGUUCCUAGCUGGUCUUGA